AUGGCUGCCGAUAAUGUUGCCACUCUCGACCCCCGCCUUUUUGACGAGGAUGACAACGCCGAGGAUCUGUCCUAUAAGCAAAUUAUCAAUUCUCUUCUCACCCAGAAGGCAAGCCCGGUGCAGGCCGCGGCGAGAAUUGACGACUGGGUGGUUGGAGAAACUAACAGGAGAUACAACGAGCUCAAGCAGCGCGAACCUCCAUUCAGCCUUACGGAUGAAGAAAAGGACAGCAUAUACCUUGUAGGGCCAAAUCCAUCCCGACAAAUCUCCAUGAUUGUCGGAGCUAUAGCCAGGGUUUGCUCGGCAUAUCCCCCGGGCCACCCUGUGCAGGACGCCCUCGUCGGGCUUUUCCAGGCCCUAAAGGCAAUGCCAAAGCACGAAGUACGAGAUCUCAGCUAUGUUGAAGCAUCAAAUGAGCCCUCUUUCGAAAGAAUGCUCGCCCUGUGGCCAUUUGGUACCCCAUCAGUCGAGUACUUGGCGCAAAAGUUCCAGCGUGAAGCUGAGGAACUCGCCUACCCAUUUUCCGAAGUCGAAACGCCGGGGAGCGAGUUCCAACUACGUUGGAAGAAUCUUCAGGGCUUCAUCUCACGACUCACGUCUCUCGAUCUGAUCGACUGCAGCAUUGCUAGCGCCUUGGAAUACAUUCUGCCUACCCAUUACGCAUAUCCGGACCUGAAUAAGCGCCGCCAGGGUGGGCCAAACCGAAUCGAGGCUGAUCUCAUUGCCGCAGCCCAAUGGCUUGAGCCAGACCAGCCUCGUCAGUGGGUUUACAACCAAUGCAGGGGUACUGCAGUAGGAGAUGGGAUGCGUCAAAUAUGGAGCAUGGAUAAAUGGAACCUUUUCAAGGAACAGCUGUCAUUCUUCAGCUCGGAUGAGCGAUUCUCGCAGGAUACUCGGCGCCUGGCGGAAUCGCUGCGGGAGAAGAUGGAAACGCAGGGGUAG
Metarhizium brunneum ARSEF 3297 is the source of this 942-nucleotide messenger RNA. RefSeq lists its product as uncharacterized. NCBI's taxonomy places the organism in Eukaryota, Fungi, Ascomycota, Sordariomycetes, Hypocreales, Clavicipitaceae. The record is from RefSeq and is a predicted model, not a curated record.